This is a messenger RNA of Lathyrus oleraceus (garden pea), 1598 nucleotides long. RefSeq lists its product as uncharacterized. The record is from RefSeq and is a predicted model, not a curated record. The transcript has 4 exons. Lineage: Eukaryota; Viridiplantae; Streptophyta; Magnoliopsida; Fabales; Fabaceae. Bases 79 to 1389 code for a protein of 436 amino acids.
AACUUGUCAAAUGGUCACCGUAGAAAUUCCAUUCGUCAACGUUCCAAUGUGAGACCCGCCACCACCACUGUCCAAUAAAUGCACGCUUCAUCCUUUUCAAUCUUUCUCAAUUCUCACUUUUCAUUCUUGUUGAUAAUAGUAAUAACAAUUAUCCUAAUUCCUAUGGAUGUGAUGUCUGCUAACAGUAGUAACUGUGGAAAUGCUUCAAAUCCUUACCAUCAAUGCACACAAGCUUGUUUUCAAAAAACAAAGGGAAACAACAAAGCACAGUCUAAUAGAAAAACCAGUUCAAGUUAUGGGCGAAGUUUUACAGAUGGUGAUUUGGGCAAAAAGGUAAUUAAUGGAGAAAGACGAACUUAUCCUGGUUGUCCUAAAGCUUCUAAUCCUUAUCAUACCUGUGAUGCCAAUUGCAACAAAUCAUCAUCCAACUCAGGUGCUACUCCUCAUUCCAAGAUUGAUCCUAGGAAGAAGAUAGGUUCUAAGCCAGAACCCCCUAUUCUUCCAAGGAAAAAUGGGACAAUCAAUAAUAAUCUCUCCAAUGUUUCAUCAACAAAACCACAUCACUCUGAGAACAUUAAGAUAGAGUCAAAAGAGGAUGAGAUCAUUCCUUCUUCUGGACCAAUUUCUGCUCAAUUACACAUUCCACAUGUUAUGCCUAAAGAACAAGUUAAGGAUAGUGUUACUGAGGACAAAGUUGCUGCUUCUGAUGAAAUUGUUCCAAUUACUACUUAUUCUGUUGAAACUGGUUCAAAAGAUUUUAGUUUCUCUGACACUCCCGUUCCUCGCAACAACGACAAAGAAGUAGAUACGAGUAGUGACGGAGAGACGGAUAGUGUGAUAUCUGAAUCGCGUAUUCAAAUCGGAAAAUACAAUGUCAAAGAAAGUUUUGGUUCCAUUCUACAAACAAUACUUGAUAAGUAUGGUGAUAUAGGCGCAAGCUGUGAUUUAGAAUCGGUUGUUAUGCGUUCGUAUUACAUGGAAUGUGUAUGUUUUGUGGUACGAGAAUUACAAUCUUCUUCUGAUUCAUUAACUAAGUCCAAAGUGAAUGAAUUGUUGGACAUUGUCAAGGAUAUUGAAUCUGCUCAUCUUCGUGUCGCAUGGUUGCGUAACACGCUAGAUGAAAUUGCUGAAAAUGUUGAACUUAUUAGACAACAUCAGGAUAUGGAGAUCGAAAAGGCUAAUUAUGAUCGCGAAAUGGAAUCGUUGAGAGAAAAACUGGAAUCGGAGUUGGUAACAUUGGCUCAGAAAGAACAAGAGGUUGCUGAUAUUCAUAUGAGGAUUCCUGAAAUUAGAGAUCGUUUGAGAAAUCUUGAGCAGCUCAUGUCUUCUGGAUCAGAAAAUGAGCAAACCAUGUUGCCUAUCAAGUCCAAGAUUGAUCAAUUAUUAUAAUAAUGAUCAACCUGUUUUUCUUUUUUUUUAUUAAAUUAAUUAAAAAGUAAAUAAAAAUGGAUGCCAUGAACAUGAGGUUCUUUUAUUUUAUGUUAUUUGACUUAUUGCCAAUAUUAUUUGGCUCAUAAUGUUGCAACUUUCUAUCUGUGUACACAUUAUAUACUCAUGUAAAUUUUAUUAUAUUUAUUUUUUGUUUUAUGUUCGUUUCA